GGUUUUUCUUUUGUUUGCGUUUGCGAUUAGGAGAUGUAAAAGAGGAGGUAGCCGUCAUUCUCUCUCUCUCACAAGUCUCAACAAAUAUUAUUUCCCGAUCGUCGACUGUUGUUCUCUCCGGCGAUUUUCGACCGUCAAUUUUCCCCGGCGAUAUUCGGCUCUUUUGCUGUGGAUUCGACCAUAUACAGAUAUUCGAUGUCUCGAUCACCUCGGAAAGCAAGAUCAAGAUCUCGGUCCAGGUCUAGGUCCAUGUCAAGAUCAAUGUCUCCCCCGAGAUACCGGUCUCGCUCUCGCUCUAGGUCCAGAUCUGCAAGUCGUGGCAGGGUUGAAACAAAUCCUGGAAAUACGCUCUUUGUGACUGGUCUUUCCUCCAGAGUUACUGAAAGAGAACUUGAGGAUUUCUUUAACAAGGAGGGAAAGGUAAGCUCAGUUUUCUUGGUUGUGGAGCCACGUACGCGCAUAUCAAGAGGUUUUGCUUUCGUGACUAUGGACACUCUUGAAGACGCUGAUCGUUGCAUUAAAUACCUUAAUCAAUCUGUUCUUGAAGGUCGUUACAUCACUGUUGAAAAGUCAAGGAGGAAACGGCCAAGGACUCCAACGCCUGGACAAUAUCUUGGCUUGGGUAAAGCUGGACCUUCAAGCUAUCGUCGCAAAUAUCGUGGUGGGUAUGGUCGUGAUGACUAUGAUAAUAGGAGAUCACCAAGACGCUCGCCUUUUCGAGGUGGUCGAGGUUAUUCUCCUCCUCGUCGCUCCCCUUAUGCUGAAAGGUCAAGGAGGUACCGGUCAAGGUCCUAUUCUCCUUAUGGAAGCCCAGACAGGGGAUAUGGGCGUCGCUCUGGUGGGUAUGGCAACAGAUGAGAAAGUAGUAGUAAGCAAUCUGGAAGCCCAGACAGAGGAUAUGGGUCACUCUGGUGGAUAUGGUAACAGAUGAGAAAGUAGUAGUAAACAAUAUGGAGAUGCUAUAAUACUGUGUUGUCAAAUACUGUAGUGUCUAGAAUGCGAUUGUGGGAUGUCGGUGCUGUUAUAGUUCUAGUUGAUCCGUUUGGCUGUUUUGCCCUACAUUUUAGAAGCCUUUUGCAAUAUGCUCUUUUUUAAGAUCGUUUGCAGAUUGCAUUACAUGAAUUGGUAUUAUCAGGGCUAUGUAUCUGCUUUCUUAGUAAAAGCAAUGCUGAAUUAACUUGUUAUGUA
Beta vulgaris subsp. vulgaris (sugar beet) is the source of this 1188-nucleotide messenger RNA. Its product is annotated as serine/arginine-rich splicing factor SR45a. The record is from RefSeq and is a predicted model, not a curated record. Bases 196 to 858 code for a protein of 220 amino acids. The transcript is spliced from 6 exons. Gene Ontology annotation, molecular function: RNA binding. Gene Ontology annotation, biological process: positive regulation of mRNA splicing, via spliceosome. NCBI's taxonomy places the organism in Eukaryota, Viridiplantae, Streptophyta, Magnoliopsida, Caryophyllales, Amaranthaceae. Gene Ontology annotation, cellular component: spliceosomal complex.